This is a messenger RNA of Impatiens glandulifera, 1245 nucleotides long. RefSeq names its product fruit protein pKIWI502. The record is from RefSeq and is a predicted model, not a curated record. The transcript has 5 exons. Lineage: Eukaryota; Viridiplantae; Streptophyta; Magnoliopsida; Ericales; Balsaminaceae. Gene Ontology annotation, molecular function: oxidoreductase activity. Bases 134 to 1012 code for a protein of 292 amino acids.
CACCCGCGGUGCACAUUAUCAACCGGCAGUUAGACAGACUUCCACCUCUCCUACCUUCUUCCACAUCUGGCGGCGCCGGCGACGGCGAUCUGUAGACUAGACUCCGGCGGCCGACUUCUCUAUUAUUAUUACAAUGACCGUUACUCUCUCUCUAUCUCCCUCUCUUCCUCACCUCAGUUCCCAUGCGAAUUUCAAGGGUUUCCCAUCUCCACCCAUGGCUUUUCUUCGCCACCUAAAUCGCAAUCGUCGCCGCUUCUUUUCAAUCGCCGCUUCCGUCCGCGAGGACACCACCGUCUGGACACCCGCUUCCCUCACCGGCGUCUACCCCGCUGCCGAUUCUCUGUUCCAUAUCACCAUUAACGUGUCCGAUUCGCCUGAUAUAGUCUCAUCUCACACUAGGGCUGGUCAAUACCUCCAGCUCCGUCUCCCUGACAUCGCCAAACCAUCAUUUCUCGCUAUUGCCUCGCCACCGAAGCUGGCGGAGGCGAAAGGGGAGUUUGAAUUUCUGGUGAAGAGUAUUCCUGGAUCGAUAGCCGAGCUUCUUUGCGGACUUAGGAAAGGGGAUGUAGUUGAAUUGACUCAAGCUAUGGGUAGAGGAUUUGAUAUUGAUCAGAUAACGCCUGCUGAGGAGUACCCAACUGUUCUUAUUUUUGCCACUGGUUCUGGAAUCAGCCCAAUUAGAUCACUGGUUGAGUCAGGGUUAGGUGCAAAUAAAAGGGCUGAUGUGAGGUUAUUCUAUGGAGCUAGAAACCUUGAGAGGAUGGCUUAUCAGGAGAAAUUCAAAGAAUGGGAAUCUUCUGGUGUUAAAAUUGUACCAGUAUUGUCACAACCUGAUGAUAAUUGGUCAGGUGAACGUGGAUAUGUACAGGCUGCUUUUGCUAGAGCUAAAAACAUCUCUACUCCUCACGGCACUGGAGCAGUUCUCUGUGGUCACAAACAGAUGGCCGAGGAAGUAACUUCUCUCCUUGUAGCUGAUGGGGUUUCAACCGAGAAGAUAUUAAAGAAUUUUUGACAAAUAUCUGGCGGCCAUGAUCAAGAUCAUCAUUAAUUGUGUUGUUGUUCAUUAGCAUCAAGACGAAGAUAGAAUUCCCCCUUCAUUCAUUCAUUCUCUCAUAUAAAUUAUGACAAUUGAUAGUCCCCAAAGCAAAGUUUUGUAUUUCUCCCAAAAUGUUAAUUGUAUCUUAAAAAAUUAUUUAAAGUUUCUAAAUACAGUCUUUGCAAUAAAUCAACCUGAGAUUCAUAUCA